Messenger RNA from Gossypium arboreum, 1249 nucleotides. RefSeq names its product leucine-rich repeat extensin-like protein 3. Gene Ontology annotation, molecular function: metal ion binding. Lineage: Eukaryota; Viridiplantae; Streptophyta; Magnoliopsida; Malvales; Malvaceae. Bases 85 to 993 code for a protein of 302 amino acids. The record is from RefSeq and is a predicted model, not a curated record. The transcript is spliced from 3 exons.
UACCCAUCUCCAUUUUCAUCUUACAAAACUAUACUUAUUUUCCCUCCUGCUUUCUCUUCUUUUCCUUCCUUGGUCUCCUCAUUCAUGGAGAAACCUCGGGUUACCGAGUUUCAAGUCCGAAUGGACUGCAACGGUUGCGUUCAGAAGAUUAAAAAAGCUCUUCAUGGCAUUCAUGGUAUAUAUGAAGUUUACCCCGAUAUUGCUCAACAGAAGUUGACAGUUAUAGGAUGGGCCGAUCCGGAAAGAAUUAUCAAGGCAAUUCGGAAAACUAGGAAGAGUGUAACAAUCUGUUCCUAUUCGGAACCAACAGAACCGGCUGAGCAGCCACCGGAACAACCGCCUGACGAUGGUUCGGCAGCUCCAGAGACGGAAAAUCCAACCCCACCAGAAGCUCCACCGUCAGCUGAAGCUGCUGCUUCACAACCUGAAGCAGCAUCCCCAACUGCGGACCAACAGAAAGACCAACCAGUACCACCCCCAGAGAAUCCACAACCCGAGCCAGCACCCGCACCCGCACCGGAUGCAAAUGCUAAUGCUGGCCAGCAACAACCGCAACAUUUGGGACCGAAAGAUGUGGGCGAAGUCCAUGUAAUAUGUCACCAUCCGCCUGAUUACGGACAUAGAUUCGGAUAUGUUCACAGUUAUGGAGGACCCUGCAACAGGCAAUUCCCUAAUAGCCAAUGCAAUUUCUAUCCUAAUAGCCAACCUUUUCACCAUGAAUUACCACCACAACCGGCCUUCGUAACCCACAGCUACAACACGUACAAGCCGUCACCGUACGUCACGGAAUAUGAAUACGUUCCUUCCCCACCACGAUACUCACAUUACUCGCAUUUCAGUAGGAUCGAUCACCACAACGAAGACUAUUACGGUAAUUACAGCAACGGCAGCAGCAGUAGCAAUUACAACAACAGCAAUGGCAAUGCCAAUGGCAAUGGAAAUAUUACAUCAAUAUUUAGUGAUGAAAAUCCCAACGCCUGUACAAUAAUGUAGAAAAAUAAAGAAUAGGGCGGCAAUGUUUUUCCCCUAAGAGCAUGUGUCAAAAAAGAUAGAGAAAAGAAUUGGAAAUGAUGAAGGAGAGGUAUAGAUUCCAUGCUUGUAAGUGCUGGAAGAAUAGAUUCUGCAAUCCACUUCUGAGAGAGGCAUUAUUUGCCAUCAAAGGAUUAUUUCCGUGUGAAAAUGAAUGUGCUAAAGAUAAUUCUUUUACAUUAUAUAUUAUAUGUUGGUUCCACUCUUCAUUUUUCUCAAA